AUGGCAUUUUAUGUGCCAUUUAGUUCGAGCCCUCCCCCUUCAACUCCCGGUAUAGCCCGGAGCGUUGCGUCGAACCCGUCAACCACCCCCGCUGGUCCGCCUCCCUCGACCACCCCGGCUGGCCCUCCCCCGUCAAGCUACCUCGGGAGUUCGAAGCUGGGAAGCACCAAGGCCAAGUUGAACUUUGGAGUCACUUCAUUUGACCAAUCUGUGGAUUCACAAGAUUCAGAGGACUUCUUAACGUCCUCAACCAUCUCGUCCAACUUCCCAUUACCCCGGACAAGUACUAAAGGUCCCACUCAAUUUGUUCCCCGUAACGCAUUCAUAUCUACCGGGAAUCGGUCGCUUCGAGAGUCAGAUGGCAACGUACACUCUACUGAAGCAAGUAGAAGUUUUGACUCUUACUCUGACGUUGAUCAAGACGAUGACAUGGGGGAUAGCCAGACCGGAUUCCUAGAUUCACGAUUCAAUGCUUCUAUAAAUUCACAACAGCCUCUUCCCUCGAAUAAGCCUUUCAUAUAUUCCAAUCCCGGUGUAGCAAAACGAGCAAAGCUGGAUGAAAUGUGGGCGCAACCGUCGUUGCCACCAAGCAUCAAGCCCAAAAUAUCACCGAGAAAGAAAAGUUCAAUGUUUCCACCAAUUGCCAGCGGCCUAGUUUCUAGGUCGAAAAUUGCAAUGGUUAAUGAACCAGAUGACCUUGUUCUCGGCAGUGAAGAUAUAGUUGGCCGGAUGUACGACCAGGUUCGGGAUUUCGAAUAUGAUGACGAUGGUCUUCAACAGACGUUAUGUGAGAUUUCCAAUGAUCUUUUAGACUUGUGGGAACGACACACGGCAUCACCACCAGAACUAAGGCAAAACACACAAAACGCGAGCAUCGGCCCUGAAGACUCUUCUCCAAAUCUCGUGAAGGCGAAUUUUCUGGGCUCUCUUCUCCUUCCACUACACCAUCCCCCGCUUCAACAAACGGGACAAGAUGGUCCUUCUACUCGCCCUGGUGCUGUACGUGCCUUUGCGCCCAAAACACCUAAGGCUAAAAUUCCAAUCCCCAAGGUUCUCUUUGACUGGAUGAAUCGUUACCAUAUUACACAAGUACCUACCCCAAGUGCAGUCAUGGGCCAUCAACCGAACCCUUCUGCAUCCCCUGUAUUCUGGGAUGCUGUUCAAAGUUCAAUAUUGCGGGGAAGUUUGCCUCCUGUUAUUACAUUACUGAACGGUGCGGAUUUUAAUUACGCUAGGUCGGCAAUGGAAGAUGGCCAUGAACAACCAGGCUAUAGGGGUGCCCAGCUUCAACACAUCCAGCAAUGCGUCAACGGUGCAAUACAGGUUCUUAAAAACUCGCCAGGUGUUCGAAACGAUGAUUGGGAUAUUAAGAGCUUCAACUGGGCUAUGUACCGAAAGCAGAUUGCCUCCGCACUUUCAGAACUUGAGGAUCUGGCGGAAGGUCAAGAUCGCCUACACGAAAAACAGGAUCAGUUCCAAGCGCCAAAUUUCGGUAUAUUUAACCAGCGAACCGCGGCGCCCUUGACCCAGUCUACACGUAUGGCGGAGAGCAAAGUCCCCUGGACCAUUUAUCAAAAUCUAAAGACCAUGUACAAUAUUAUGCUUGGGGAUGUCCAAUCUAUAUUGAGUAAAUCACAGGACUGGGUAGAAGCCACAAUUGGUCUUACUGCAUGGUGGGAUGGCGAAGAUGAUAGCGACAUAUCCACUAGAAAAGCCGAUCUCAACCGAAGCAUAUCGAGACGCUCUCAGUCGCAAGCGCCCCGUUCUGUCGAUUCGAACACUGUGGAGGCAUACCUGCGGCGGCUAGACUAUUCGUUUGCCAACGUUACGGAAAAUGUGGGAGAGGGUGGGUUUCGUGUCAAUUCGAUGAACACCAUGGAAGUUGGCUUGGUUUCAAUCUUUGAAGGUAACAUCGAUGGAGUCCUCAAAAUGUUGCGAACUUGGUCACUUCCUAUGGCGUCUGCCAUUGCUGAAGUUGCAAGCUUUGGUGAAUGGCUGGACACUUCCGCAGGCUCUAAGCCGAUGCCAGGUUUCAAUGAAACUGACCUUAUGGUCUUAAGCUACGGGCAGGAUGAGAAGCCACUCCGCAAAGAUGAUCUUCUGAUUAAUUACGCUACGGGCCUCCUGGAUCGAAAACUAUUUGAGAGUGGUACUGGGGUAAGAGAUGGAUGGGAAGUUGCACUUGAGGUUUUAAGCCGUCUUGACGAUCAGGAGACCAUGAAGGCGAAAGUUUCGGAGUUUCUUGACCGUAUCCCUCUUGAUACGACUGAACAUAUGGAUAAGAUUGUUCUACUAUGUUCUGAACUCGGGUUCAAUGAUGAAGGUCGCAAGGUUUCUGAGCGAUAUGGGGAUAAAAUAACAGAGUCAUCUGAAGACUACGGAACAGCUCUCAUAUGUUAUGCAAGAGCUCACAGCUACAAAAAGGUGAAGAACGUUGUGGACCUUCUUACUUCAUUUUGCCUCGUCCGAUCCACUGCUUAUCCCCCCGCUCCUGAGCUCGACACUCAACUUCGAUCACUACUUUAUAAUCCACAAGCUGUGUUAUCCACAAUCGCAGCCGUCGACCAGGAGGCAGCCGGAAUGCUCCAGUUCUACUUCUGCGGAUACGCAGCUGUGAGACGAUUCUAUGACAUCCGUGACGAAGAAGUCAAUCUGCUAAAAGGCGAGCGACCAAAACAUCGCCCUUUAGCCAGGAGGAGAGCUGCCGCUGAAACCUUAGUUGCUGUCAUUCGCAGUGCGGCGGACAGUAUCUACGGUGGAUUGUAUGACGGGGAUAGGAAAACAUCCGUUCAAGUUGAUGGUUUGUUGGUCUUGCUUGGGGAAGCUCUUGUAUUUGUAGAUGAGCCAAACCGCUUCCUCUCAACUGAUCAGCUAUUUACCAUUCUUGCGGCAAUCGAAGAUCUCCAAUCUGUCACAUCACGUGUUUACGACCAGUGCGAAAGUUGCCUCCAAUCUACCCUAUAUCACUACUUCAACUACGAUGACCCAGCCGGCACAUCAUUCGGUGACCAAUCUGCCCAGUCCUCGCUAACGUCAUCUUUCGCUGCCCCUCCACGCAAUCUUCUAAAAAAGUCAGUCUCAUCACUGACCGCAGUUAGUGGCUUUUCGCUCAUCGGCAGUGAGAUGCUCGAGUCACAGAGCCGUCAACGAGACGGUGGACCAUCUUCUGUUGAGAACUCAGGUGUCCUUGUGGAACGUCCCAAUGAGAAGCAACAAGGGGGAGCAAAUGUGAAAAGGGGAUGGGACUGGAGAGCCAAGGUCCCCAAGGAAGUGAAGGGGGAGGAUAUUUUGAAGACUUUGAGACUUCAAAUAGCCAAGGGUUUGAGUUUUGGAGCUCUGGGGUCUUAA
This is a messenger RNA of Paracoccidioides brasiliensis Pb18, 3348 nucleotides long. RefSeq lists its product as uncharacterized. Gene Ontology annotation, molecular function: structural constituent of nuclear pore. Gene Ontology annotation, cellular component: nuclear pore outer ring. Gene Ontology annotation, biological process: protein import into nucleus; positive regulation of DNA-templated transcription; mRNA export from nucleus. Bases 1 to 3348 code for a protein of 1115 amino acids. The record is from RefSeq and is a predicted model, not a curated record. The transcript is spliced from 3 exons.